Molecule: messenger RNA, 1564 nt
Organism: Platichthys flesus (European flounder)
Lineage: Eukaryota; Metazoa; Chordata; Actinopteri; Pleuronectiformes; Pleuronectidae
Product: rho-related GTP-binding protein RhoU-like
Exons: 3
Coding region: 651-1319 (222 amino acids)
Biological process (GO): small GTPase-mediated signal transduction
Molecular function (GO): GTP binding; GTPase activity
Source: RefSeq, a predicted model, not a curated record
AGGUACAACACAUACUUGAUCUACCUUAGGUUUGUCAUUCUCUGCUCUUAAAGUUUAAAUAGUUUAAAACAACUUCACUCAGUAGCAAAAAACAGUCUUGGCCAUAUUGCCUAUAACAAUAUCUUAAAGAUUGGAAAUUCACAAAGAUUGUUAAACUGGGCUGUACUUCGUGAGAUUAUAUUAUUUGGGCUCCAGACGGAAUCAUCGCUUCAUACAAUAUCCUAAUGUGGGAUAUAUAUUUUUAAGAAAACCACACUUUCAGCUCUCAUUUGUGGUUUAUUCAUGUAAAGUUACAGUUAUACACUUACACACUGUCAAUGUAGGCUGUGAAUGUUGGGCCUAUAAAGAAAAUCCACAGUAUCCUUCAUGAUACUGAACUGUUUUGUGAGGUCAGAGGAGCUGACUUCCACCAGUGGUCAGCUCCUCUCGGUGGGAGUGACCAUGUAAAUCUGCAUCAAAGGGAAACAGUCACAGAGCUGGGUGGGGGGGGACCCCUCAUCUGAUUGGACGCCAUUGUUCUUUCAAAUCGAGGUGUCCUCCAGCCUUUAUUGUCACCAACAGAUCCUUGGGGGGUAGAAGACAUCUUUUACAGUAACAGUGCACUGCCGCAUGGAGCUGCUGGGGUAAUGGAGGAAUAACACGGGGGAAACAUGGCAGAGGCCUGUCAGAGACGUGAUAAACCCACCAAGCUGAGGGAAGAGCUGAGCUGCAUGCUGGUCGGUGAUGGAGCUGUGGGGAAGACCAGCAUGAUCAUCAGCUACAUCUUCAAUGGAUACCGCAGCGAGUACAGGCAAACCGCCUUUGAUGUUUUUACUGGUUUGGUUCAUGUGAACGGCCUCCCAACUCGGAUCAAACUGAUAGAUACAGCAGGACAGGAGGAGUUUGGACAUCUACGUUCUCUGUGCUACGCCCAUGUGGACGUCUUCAUCCUCUGCUUCAGCCUGGUCAACCCCGUCUCCUUCGAAAACAUCACAUCCAAAUGGAUCCCGCAGAUCCGGGCCGGCAACCCAACCUCUCCUAUAGUCCUGGUUGGAACUCAGUCCGACCUCAGCCACAAUGUGGACGUACUUAUUCAUCUGCACCAGCGGAGCACCAAACCAGUGCACUGCAGCCGGGCCAGAAGGCUGGCACGCAGGAUCAGAGCUCACGACUACGUGGAGUGUUCAGCUCUGACACAAAACAACCUCAAACAUGUGUUUGACUGUGCUGUAUCUGCUGCCAUUCAGCACAAGCACACUGGCACUAUACCUAAAAAGAUCAGCCUAAUUAAACGUUCAAAGCUUUUUUCUGUUUGGAGGAAGAUCUUUGGAUACUUCUGAAUCAAAGAGUGAUUUGAAUUUUCUCAGUGUCUUUUCAGUCAUGACAAACUAUGCUUUUUUUCUGAUGAUAAUUAUAUUUCUUUGCAAAAAGAGGAUUCUGCACUAAAAGAAAAGGACUUAAACUGUGCACUGACACCCAUGCUUCGGGUCCUGCAAGAAAUGUGAUUAUCAGUGGGCUCUUUCCCCCUUGACUCUUUGUGUUUUGUCUAUGUUGUUCAUAUUUUUGUGUGAGUAUGUGAGUUUUG